This is a messenger RNA of Closterium sp. Naga37s-1, 2259 nucleotides long. The record is from the annotation of a GenBank genome assembly. NCBI's taxonomy places the organism in Eukaryota, Viridiplantae, Streptophyta, Zygnematophyceae, Desmidiales, Closteriaceae.
AUGCCCGAGGGAAAGGAGGGAGCGGAGGGAUCAGAAAAAAGAGUGAGAGCUGUAGCAGUGGGAAGCUGUCAGAAACCACCAGGUAAAGCCAAGGCUGCAGCAGCAGGAGGUGCAGGGGAGGGCGAUACAGGGGAGGGUGGUGGAGAGGCAGGUGCUGUGGUAGGAAGCAGGCGGAGGCGCUUGAGGCGAGUGUUCUGCAUGGAUGCCCCCUCUGUGGCCCACGGCUGGUGCAGCGACGGGGAGGACGUGGGGGCAGAGACAGACGACGGCCUGUCUGAGGUCGACGAGGAUGGGGAGGGCGGGGAUGGUGGUACUGCUGCUGGUAAGUGUCUGGGAUCUGGCCAAAACAGCCAUCGUCCCAACCAUCGUCCCAACCAUCACCCGCAGCAGCAGCAGCAGCAGCAGCAGCAGCAGCAGCAGAAGGAUGUCGGUGCGGUAAAUCAUCCCACUGGUUGUGCAAAGGGUAUGAGGCGUCCCUCCACCGCCCCCCACAUGGAGAACCAGUUGCGCCGCGUGUACUCUCAGCACACCCCAGACGCCUCUGCUGCUCACUCUGCUGCUCACUCUGCUGCACCAUCCACCUCCUCGUCUCCAACUAAAGGCUCUAGUGCCGCCAAGGCAAGGCGCGUCCCAUGUCAAGAAGCAGAUUCCGUUGCUCCCGAGCGAGAGAAGCUCCGGAGGGUCAAGUCUCAGCAGCAUGGGGGGGAGGCGACCGAAGUGGUUCGCCGCAACACCACCGGCCACGGUGCUCCAGCCUCUGCUGUCCGCCUGCCCCGCUCGCUCACAGCCCACCAGCCCCGAGGCCGGUUUGAGGAACCACAGUGCACGGGCCAAAAGGCAGGUGUGGUUUCGGCCCGGUUACCACGUUCGCUCACUCAGCAGCCGUCGCAACCUCAAUUUGACGGCUCACACGCUGUCCCUGUAGGUGCUGUCCGUUCGAGAUCAUUUAAGUCCUCCCGUUCCGCAGAUGGCUCUGCCAAGCUCCGACGAGCCAAGUCCCAGCAGUCCAACCCUGAGGUGGUGGCACGGCGGCAGCAGCAGGAGGAGGAGGAGACGGAGGAGGAGGAAGCGGAGGACGAGCGAGGGGGUAGGACGGGAGUGGGUGGGAGUGCAUCUGAGGAGCUGUUUCGAAUGCUGGACUCGCUGGCCAAGGAGAGGCCUGAGGACCUGGCCAAGCUGCAACGCGUGGUGGCGCUUCAUCAGCAGCAGGUGGCAGGGCGAGAGGGGAGAGCGGGAGGAGGAGAGGAGAGCGAGGAAGAGGAGGGGGGUGAUGAUGAUGAUGUAAAUCCUGCUUCAAGCAGUGGCGUUGGUGCUGAUGUUGAUGCUCAUGCUGAUAUCUGGGUGAGGGCGCAUGAGGAGGAAGCAGCAGCAGCUGGGGCUGACUCCCACCCGAGGCACCAUGUGCUGGGCAGGGAGUACUUUGAUAUAGCAGCCUCGUUUGUGAUUAUAAAGAAGGAGGUGCUGGGGCAGGGCGAGCUGGGCGUGGUGAGGAGGUGCGUGGAAGUGGCGAGUGGGGAGCUGUACGCAUGCAAGACAGUGGAGAAGAAGGGGAUUCGCACCAGGGAGGAUGCGGGGGAUGUGAGGCGCAUGCUGGCCUGCCUGCAGGCGGCCAGAGGCCAUGGGAACGUGCUGACGCUCAAGGCUGUGUUUGAAGAUGCCGAGAACAUCCACAUCGUCACGGAGCUCUGCGCGGGCGGCGAGCUCUUCGAUCUGAUACGGCGCAACGGGCGGCAGAGCGAGGGCGUGUGUGCGUGGGUGUGCAGGGGAGUGGCGGCAGCGCUGCAGCACUGCCACCGGCAGGGCAUCAUGCACCGCGAUGUGAAGCCCGAGAACACCCUCCUGCUGCACGCACGCCCCAACUCCCCGGUCAAGCUCGCCGACUUUGGGAUUGCCACUGCGUUCAAGCAAGGUGUGCCCUUGAGUGAUAUGAUGGGCACGCGAGAGUACAUGGCACCAGAAGUUAUCAGCGGCUGCUACGGCCCCGAAGCCGACAUCUGGAGCGCCGGGGUCGUGCUUUACAUCAUGCUGUGCGGUGCACCGCCCUUCCGGCCCUCGGCCAAUCACAGCGUGACAGAUGUCAUCCUCAAGAAGUCCGUGUCGCUGCGCUCUGAGCGGUGGAAGGGGGUAUCGGAGGAGGCAAAGGACCUGGUGCUGCGCAUGCUGGAGAGAUGCCCUGCCAGGCGACUCACCGCCAGCCAAGUGCUAGCAUCCGUGGAUCCGAAAGUGGACGUGAAGGGGCAUGGAGGGGACAAGGUGUAA